UCUGUGUGUGUGUGUGUGUGUGUUCUCUUGGCCAUAAAUAGGAGCAUGCUUGCUUAGAGACCUGUUGAAAUUCAGUGAUCUGACUGUAGGAUCUGAGAUCCUAAAAUCUGAAGGAUUUAAAGAAAACCUUUUAGCUUCAAUUGAAUUCCUUUUAAAAGUCAAUUUUAGGUUCUGCUUUUUAAUUAUUUUGUAGGUUUUCAGAGUUAGGCUAUAAACAUGGAUAUAAUGAAUGACAUCGCAGAUGAUGGUUCUUUCAUGUUCACAUCAGAGUCAGUCGGAGAAGGGCAUCCAGACAAGAUUUGUGACCAGAUCAGUGAUGCUGUACUUGAUGCACAUUUAAGGCAGGACCCUGAUGCCAAAGUGGCUUGUGAGGCUGUUUGUAAGACUGGUAUGGUGCUUCUGUGUGGUGAGAUCACAUCCAGGGCCAGUGUGGAUUACCAGAAAAUUGUGAGAGACACCAUCAAAUACAUUGGUUAUGACGACUCUGAUAAAGGUUUUGACUAUAAGACCUGCAAUGUCCUGGUGGCUCUUGAGGAGCAAUCUCCUGAUAUUGCACAAGGCGUACACAUCGAUCGGCAUGAAGAGGACAUUGGAGCUGGAGACCAGGGUCUGAUGUUUGGUUAUGCCACCGAUGAGACAGAGGAAUGCAUGCCUCUAACCAUUGUCCUUGCCCACAAGCUGAAUGCCAAGAUGGCUGAACUGCGUCGCAAUGGCGUCAUUCCUUGGCUCCGUCCAGAUUCCAAAACACAGGUGACUGUACAUUACAAAGAGGAGAAUGGAGCAAUGAUUCCCAUGUACGUGCACACUUUAGUCAUUUCAGUCCAACAUGAUGAUUUCAUCUCACUGGAGGAGCAGAAGCGAGUUUUGAAGGAGAAGGUCAUCAAAUCUGUAGUUCCAGCUAAGUACCUCAAUGACAAGACUGUAUACCAUCUUCAGCCCAGUGGCCGUUUUGUCAUUGGGGGACCUCAGGGAGAUGCUGGACUCACUGGAAGAAAGAUCAUUGUAGACACGUAUGGUGGAUGGGGUGCACAUGGUGGUGGAGCCUUCUCUGGAAAGGACUACACUAAGGUGGAUCGCUCUGCAGCUUAUGCUGCACGCUGGGUGGCCAAGUCUCUGGUCAAAGCUAAACUUUGUAAGAGAGUUCUGGUACAGGUGGCUUAUGCCAUUGGAGUGACCUACCCACUGUCUAUCUCACUUUUUACCUAUGGUUCAUCUGAAAAGACAGAAAAAGAACUGCUUGACAUUGUCAACAAAAACUUUGACCUUCGGCCUGGUGUUAUUGUUAGGGACCUGAAGCUGAAGAUGCCCAUUUACCAGAAAACUGCCUGCUAUGGCCACUUUGGCCGGCCUGAAUUUCCCUGGGAGGUUCCCAAAACACUGGUAUUUUAAGCUGACCAAGGCUCAUGAUAUGCUUCCAUGAGACAAAGAGCAAGACCUCUAACAGAAUAACAGGGAAAAAACUUGCCCUUUCCUGUUCCCCUCUCUCUCUCUAUAUUCAUCUGACCAUCUAAAUGCUAUUAUAUAAUAUAUCUGAGGCCUUACAGUGAAAAUGAAAACUCUCUUGAGGCAGUAUAGUGUGCGUUUUUUAAAUAAGAUUAUAUGGUCUAAAGUUUGUGGACACCUGACAAUCACACCCAUAUGUGUUUUUUUUUUAAUCCCAUUUCAAAUUUAGCUCAGCUUUGCUGUUUUAAUAUCUUUGGGAAAUGCUUUCCACUAGAUUUUAAAGCCUGGCUGUGGGGAUUUGCUCUUUUGGCAUAACAUUACUGAUGUUGGGUGAGGAGGCCUUGGGUGUAAUUGCCGUUUCAAAUCAUCACAAAGGUGUUUAGUGUGGUUGAGUUGUGUUCAAGCACCUUCUGGUCUUUCACUACAAUCUUUUACUAUAAUCAAUACUUCAGCUUGCUUUGAGCACAGGGGCAUUGUCAUGCUGAAACAGGAUUCGGCCCAUGACUUUCAGUAAAGACAAAUUGUAAUUCUACAGCAUACAAAAUACACAUUAUGUACAGUUUUAUGGUAACUUUGUUGGUAGCAGUUUGAAGAAAAACCACAUAUAGGUGACAGUCGUUUGUCCACAAUUUCUUUUUUAGCCAUAUAGUGUAUUUUUCUGAUAUUUUAUAUUUGUGCUCAUACCUGUUUUAUGCGUAGAACACUGUCGACAAGAAAUCCCACAACAAUACGUGCCUUUAAAACAAACCCACCACAAGAAAAUGUGUGAUGCUCAGGGAAUGAUUGCAGUACCAGCUCUAAUUCAGAGCCAUUCAUAUCUUAAUUGUAAAUGCAUUAUAGAAGUUGUAAGCACACUCACUUCCUGUCUUAAGUCUUUAAUUACUGCAGCAGCUUACACUGCACUACCUGAGACUUAGUUAAGAUUUCUUUAGAGAAUCUGUGUAUAAUUUACAGACAUUUUUCAAAAGCUGUUACAAUUGCCUCAAACACAAAAAUGAGCUGUCUUGUCUUUAUCAUUUCCACCAAGGCAUAUGUGCUUUUUGUUAAGAAUUGGACAGUUUAUUUACUGACCAUCAUUUCUGUCUUAUGCAUUACUAGACGCUGCUAUAUCAAAAUGACCAUUCAAACAGUAUGUAGGUCACAACAAAUUGUGCAACUAUACUGUUAUU
Messenger RNA from Silurus meridionalis, 2612 nucleotides. It is a transcript of the gene mat1a, whose product is annotated as methionine adenosyltransferase I, alpha. Bases 217 to 1389 code for a protein of 390 amino acids. The record is from RefSeq and is a predicted model, not a curated record. NCBI's taxonomy places the organism in Eukaryota, Metazoa, Chordata, Actinopteri, Siluriformes, Siluridae. Gene Ontology annotation, cellular component: cytosol. The transcript is spliced from 9 exons. Gene Ontology annotation, biological process: S-adenosylmethionine biosynthetic process. Gene Ontology annotation, molecular function: methionine adenosyltransferase activity; ATP binding.